Molecule: messenger RNA, 1176 nt
Organism: Rosa rugosa (rugosa rose)
Lineage: Eukaryota; Viridiplantae; Streptophyta; Magnoliopsida; Rosales; Rosaceae
Exons: 2
Coding region: 1-1176 (391 amino acids)
Source: RefSeq, a predicted model, not a curated record
AUGGAUGAUGUGACGGCCUCCUUUGCGGCCUCCCUCGCCCUUGCUACGAACGAAGUUGUUGAUCUCUCCCGAUCUGCAAACUCUGCUGCACGAAGAGGUUCGCAGGCAUAUCUGCUUGCACGGCCGCUUGCAGCCAAACCUGCUCCUCUGCAGGACCUUCGACGGUUCUUUCGUCGUGUGUGGGUUCUUGAAAAGGAUUUUAAAAUCCAAGAGAGGCCGGAAAACAGGUUCGUCAUUGCGUUCGAUCUCAAACGAGAUCGUAACAAAGUGUUACGUGGAGGGCCUUGGCGCUUCAAUCAAGCCCCGGUUGUCAUGCAGGAAUAUGAUGGGAUUGCGCCGCCCCAAUCGGUGGCCUUGGAUGCUCUGUUUUUCAGGGUGCGUAUCACUAAUAUACCACCUCUCUUUGAAGACAAAGACACCAUACGAGACAUUGCAGCCAUCGCUGGUAAGGUUAUCGAAUUGGAUAACAACCUGUUUGACGCUACGGGAAAAAUUAGGGUUAGGGUUUCACAUGCCCUCUCCAAACCUUUCUUUCUCAAGAAGCAAGUGAAGCUGGCCCCAGGAGUUGAAGAAGAAAUUGGUUUCUUCUUUGAGAACCUUGUUGGUAAGUGCAACUAUUGUGAUUUGAUUUUCCAUGGGAAUGGUAUUUGUCCUGCUAUAGAUGGAAGGACUCUUCCAAGAAUGGACGUCAACCCGAUGCAGAGAAAGCUGGAGAUCAAGGGUCCCUCUAUGAGUUUUGCACAAAGCCAGUUUGCGAAUGGAUUAUUCCAAUUCCAGGGACUCCAGACUCCGGUCUUACCUUCAAUUGCACGGUCUCUCUUUCACCAGAAAGAACAGGGUGGACGUAGGCCUGUAAUUCUACGGGGUUUGGACAACAGAUCAUCCUCCAGUAAAGAAGAGGAGGAUACCACUUUGGCCUUAGUCCCCAUUGAGGAAACGACUUCUUCUAAGCGUGACAGACAGCCUUCUGAUUAUCAGUCCCCAAAGAAGCUCAAGGUGAUUCUGCCCGAGUUGUUCAACCAAGUGGGCAGCGCUGAGGCUCCAACAAAAAAGCUGAAAAUGCCGGAGUUUAGCUCCAAAUUUAAUGCCCGAUCCCUGGGUUUGAUUGAAGCUCCGGGAAGCAUUCUGGUACCUACGUCUGAGAGGGAUGUUUAUAGGCUUGCUUUUAAUAAGUGA